Molecule: messenger RNA, 1764 nt
Organism: Ipomoea triloba (trilobed morning glory)
Lineage: Eukaryota; Viridiplantae; Streptophyta; Magnoliopsida; Solanales; Convolvulaceae
Product: ETHYLENE INSENSITIVE 3-like 1 protein
Exons: 2
Coding region: 1-1764 (587 amino acids)
Cellular component (GO): nucleus
Molecular function (GO): DNA-binding transcription factor activity; DNA binding
Source: RefSeq, a predicted model, not a curated record
AUGGGGUUUUGCGAUGACUAUAGCGAUGAUGAAAUGGACGUGGAGGAGCUGGAGAGGAGGAUAUGGAGGGACAAGAUGAAGCUGAAACGCCUGAAGGAGAUGAACAAGAAGAAGAAGAAGAGUAAGGAGGGGGAUGAAGCCAAGCAGAGGCAGUCUGAAGAGCAGGCUAGGAGGAAGAAGAUGUCAAUGGCUCAAAAUGGGGUAUUGAAGUACAUGUUGAAGAUGAUGGAGGUGUGUAAUGCUCAGGGGUUCGUUUAUGGGAUUAUCCCUGAGAAAGGGAAGCCUGUGAGCGGGGCGUCUGACAAUCUGAGGGAGUGGUGGAAGGAUAAGGCGAAGUUUGAUCUCAAUGGCCCGGCUGCAAUAGCCAAGUACCAAGCGGAUCAUGCUAUCCCGGGGAGGGACGAGAACGAGGCCAAUCCGGUUGGGGCUACCCCCCACACCUUGCAAGCGCUUCAGGACGCCACGCUUGGCUCGAUGCUGUCAGCGUUGAUGCAGCAUUGUGAUCCCCCUCAGAGACGGUUUCCUUUGGAGAAAGGCGUUCCCCCGCCUUGGUGGCCUAAUGGGAAUGAGGAGUGGUGGCCUCAAUUGGGGCUGCAUAGGGACCAAGCCACUCCUCCUUACAAGAAGCCACACGAUCUCAAAAAGGCGUGGAAGAUUGGUGUCCUCAUCGCUAUCAUCAAGCAUAUAUCCCCCGAUAUCUCCAAGAUUCGGAUGCUUGUAAUGCAGUCCAAGUGCUUGCAAGACAAGAUGACAGCCAAGGAAAGUGCUACUUGGCUUGCCAUUGUUAACCAAGAGGAAGCCUUGGCUCGAGAGCUUGACCCCGAUAGAUGCCCACCGUUACCCCCAACUGUUGGGGCUGGGAGUGGAAUGCUUUCUGUGAAUGAUAGUCAUAAGUAUGAUGUUGAAGGGGUUGAUAAUGAUCCCGAGUUAGAUGUUCAAGUGCAAAAACCAAACAACAUCGAUUUGUUGAGUACGGGUGUUGAGAUAUUCAACAACGGGCUAACAGAUUCAAUCCAGGACGAUGUAAUCACCGGGUUGGAUUUCUCAAGGAAGAGGAAGCCUGUGGAUGAACUGCCCAUUUUGUUGGAUCAUAGGAUCUAUACUUGUGAGUUUGUUCAAUGCCCUUACAAAGAGCUUCACUUAGGGUUUGAGGACAGAUUGGCUAGAGAUAAUCAUCAGUUAACUUGUCCUUACAGAAACUCUGCUCAAUUCGGGGUCUCAAACUCCCACAUGUAUGAAGUCAAGCCAGUGGCGUUUACUCAACAAUUUGUGCAGCCGAAGGCUGCUGUUGCUGCUCCACCCGUGAAUCCAACCCCGCCUUCCUUCAAUCUUUCGGGACCUGGUGUUCCACAAGACGGGCAAAGGAUGAUCAGCGAUCUCAUGUCGUUCUACGACACAAACAUCCCGGGGAACGCAAUCUCCAACACUAGGAACGUUGGACCUGCUAAAGACCAACCUCUUCAACAAAUUCAACAACCCAACAUUCAGUGUCAGCAGGGCGGUUUCCUUCAAGACCAUGAGGAGAUCAUCUUCCCGGAGAGCAACAUUUCCUCGACUCUCCCCAUGUUCACAUCGGGAGACCAGUUCGAUCAGCCCAACGUUGUGAACUCCCCUUUCAAUUCCCCCUUCAACGUUGUCAGCUCCACCGAGACACUCCCAUUCAUGUUUGGCUCUCCCUUCAACCUCCCAUUCUCUGAUGAUUACUCUGAGGACAUACCUGGCCUUCCACCCCUGCCAAAAACACACAUCCACAGCUGGUACUAG